GGAGAACAGCGCUGGGGGCGGUGGUUGCGGUGACUGAUACCUUCGGGGUCAGUCCCCAGAGGGGGCGAUUCGCAGGCCCCCAGCUGCCUCCCGAGCUCCGAGUACUUGGGGGAGGAGGCUUUCUGCUAGUACUGCUGCCACUUCCGAGGCACGAGACUCCAGUUGUUUGGCCGAAGUGGUUGUGGGCCGAGCACACGCUGCUCCGGAGGCGUUCGCGGCUAAGGCAGUGCCUUCCUAUUCUGGCAAUGCAGCAAGUGUUGGAUAACCUUACGGAGCUGCCCUCAUCUACAGGAGCAGAAGAAAUAGACCUAAUUUUCCUCAAAGGGAUUAUGGAGAAUCCUAUUGUAAAAUCACUUGCUAAGGCUCAUGAGAGACUAGAAGAUUCAAAACUAGAAGCUGUCAGUGACAAUAACUUGGAAUUAGUCAAUGAAAUUCUUGAAGAUAUCACUCCUCUAAUAAAUGUGGAUGAAAAUGUGGCAGAACUGGUUGCUAUACUCAAAGAGCCUCACUUCCAGUCACUUUUGGAGGCCCAUGAUAUUGUGGCAUCAAAGUGUUAUGAUUCUCCUCCAUCAAGCCCGGAAAUGAAUAAUUCUUCAAUCAAUAAUCAGUUAUUACCAGUAGAUGCCAUUCGUAUUCUUGGUAUUCAUAAAAGAGCUGGGGAACCAUUGGGUGUAACGUUUAGGGUUGAAAAUAAUGAUUUGGUAAUCGCCCGAAUCCUUCAUGGAGGGAUGAUAGAUCGGCAAGGUCUGCUUCAUGUGGGAGAUAUCAUUAAAGAAGUCAAUGGCCAUGAGGUUGGAAACAAUCCAAAGGAAUUACAAGAAUUACUGAAAAAUAUUAGUGGAAGUGUCACCCUAAAAAUUUUACCGAGCUAUAGGGAUACCAUUAUUCCUCAACAGAGUUGCAUCAGUAUGGAGAGGCAUCCAGCACACGUCCGUCAGGUAUUUGUGAAAUGUCAUUUUGAUUAUAAUCCAUACAAUGAUAACCUGAUACCCUGCAAAGAAGCAGGAUUGACAUUUUCAAAAGGAGAAAUUCUUCAGAUUGUAAACAGAGAAGAUCCAAACUGGUGGCAGGCUAGCCAUGUAAAAGAGGGAGGAAGCGCUGGUCUCAUUCCAAGCCAGUUCCUGGAAGAGAAGAGAAAGGCAUUUGUUAGAAGAGACUGGGACAAUUCAGGACCUUUUUGUGGAACCAUUAGUAGCAAAAAAAAGAAAAAGAUGAUGUAUCUCACAACCAGAAAUGCAGAAUUUGAUCGUCAUGAAAUCCAGAUAUAUGAGGAGGUAGCCAAAAUGCCUCCUUUCCAGAGAAAGACAUUAGUAUUGAUAGGAGCUCAAGGUGUGGGACGAAGAAGCUUGAAAAACAGAUUCAUAGUGUUGAAUCCCACUAGAUUUGGAACUACAGUGCCAUUUACUUCACGGAAACCAAGGGAGGAUGAAAAAGAUGGCCAGGCAUAUAAAUUUGUGUCACGAUCUGAGAUGGAAGCAGAUAUUAAAGCUGGAAAAUAUUUGGAACAUGGAGAAUAUGAAGGAAAUCUCUAUGGAACCAAGAUUGACUCUAUUCUUGAAGUUGUCCAAACUGGGCGAACUUGCAUUUUGGAUGUCAACCCUCAAGCCCUGAAGGUGCUGAGGACAUCCGAGUUCAUGCCCUAUGUUGUGUUUAUUGCUGCUCCAGAGCUAGAGACGUUACGUGCCAUGCACAAGGCUGUGGUGGAUGCUGGUAUCACUACCAAGCUUUUGACGGAUUCUGACUUGAAGAAAACAGUGGAUGAAAGUGCACGGAUUCAAAGAGCAUACAACCACUAUUUUGAUCUGAUCAUCGUAAAUGACAAUCUAGACAAAGCCUUUGAGAAACUACAAACUGCCAUAGAGAAGCUGAGAAUGGAGCCGCAGUGGGUCCCAAUCAGCUGGGUUUACUGAUGAUUCAAUAAGGUUCACAAUCAAAAUAAAACUUUUAAAAAGUGACUGUAACAAGUAAACCUACUGAGAAAAUACAUGCACAGAUAGAAGAUACCUGCCAAGUCCAGGCAUUUUUAUUGUGUAGAUUGAAAUACCAGUACACUAUUCUGAAUUUUUAUAUAAAAUGUGGUUGGGAAGGUGUACUAAUAUAUAAUUUAUCUUAAUUUUUCUAACUUUUUAUGGAUAAUCUUUCUAUUCAUAUCACACAAAAAAAUGCGUUGAAGCAUUUUAUAUAUGUUUUGAUUUAGUACCCUUGCCUUUUUCAUCAGAGGAAUUUUCAAAUCAUUUACUCUAACAUUGGUCUCACAUUUUCACUGUGAUAAUGAAUACUUGAAAUAGUUUUGUAAAACUGUCAUUUAGUUCAGUAGUAAAGGGUCAGCUACUCUUAUUAGGCGAAAAUAGUAGUUAUUGGCCUUCUUUCCUAAUAUACAAUUUCUUACAGAAGCAGAAUUUUAAUGUAAGUGCUACAGCUAGUCUUCUGCCAUUCAAAUAUGACAUCAGAAGUCUGCUCAAUGCUACAUAGUUUCAUUAUUUCAGAGAUGUAUGGCUAUCCACUCUAAUUUACACAGCUAUGUUAGUUUUUUCCGUUUGUUCUCACUUGUGAAAAAAUGAAGAGCAAUACCUUGCACUCUCAUUUGUUGCAGUGACAAGCUGAUGCUAAGUUAACAUGUACAUAGCAAGCAAGGCCAUGCAGGCUGAGAGAGUGCCUUAUCCUGCAAAAUCUUAUAGCAAAAUGACACUGAGAGUUGAUUUAUUUGUACAUGUAAAAGUUUGACAAAAAAUGAACCUAUUGCUUUAUACAAUUUUUUAUUAAGAGUAUGGUCAGCAAAUGUAUCAUGCCUCUGCAAAUUUCUGUGAUGCUGAAAGAAAUGCCUCUAAGUUUGAAUUGGGGGUUUUUGUGAACAAUCAGUGUGCUUUUUGAAGUGUGUUGUGAUCAGUAGGGUAUUUGUUCGAUUUGUUGUUUUGAGAACCAAAUCCAUUGAACAAUUUAUGAAAUUUGGAAAAAACUGUCAGCUGUUUUAUCUCUAUAUAAUAUAUACAUUAUAUAAUAUGUACAUUGUAUGUAUUAUAUAGUAUAUAUUAAAUAAUGUUUUAUAUUUUUUUUUAUAUUUCUGUUAGGAAGUGUAGUUUUUUGUUUAAUGAUUAGGAAAACAGUUCUCCUUUAGUUGCUUUAACGUAUACAAAUUUCCAAAAUUCACCUCAGUUAAUAUCUUCCUUUAGGAUUCUUAGAUGGUAUAACUUCUUAAAACAUAUUCAGAGAUGCAGCUCAUCGUUAAACUAAGUUAGCCAUAUUUUGUAUUGCUGCUAGCUUUUCACAUAAACAGUAUUCACACUUAAUGGGUUAGGUGCUUAAAUAUUAAUAGUCAUCUUUGUCUGGUGGUAGGCACCAGACACCUGGCUGCUGAAUUUGGUUUCCCCUCAUCAAAGCUGUCACAUGGAAUGCCAGCCAGGAGGACUUGGUGGGAAGAGAAGAUACAUGUCAACAAGCAGCAUGUACACACUGUUUUAAACCUUUUUCACAAUGGAACCAAAUAUCCAAGUUGCUGUAUGGUUAAGAUUGCAAAUCCAUAGGUGUUUUUUUAUUCCAGCAUUUCAUAUCCAGGACACAAAUUCAUGUUCUUUGUCCUACGAUAGGAAAUUGGUUGCAAAAUGAAUCAUACACUUUUAAUAAGUUUGGUAACUUUUAAACCAAAUAUAUUUACAUCAAGUUCUUGGCUUCUCGAAGCAACAUGAGUCAAAGCACAGUGUCAAGAUAAUGUCCUAUGACUUAGUGUCUCAACAACACUGUAAUCUUCGAGAGAAGUUUUAUUUCCACAUUCUCAGGAAAUGUCCUGUCUUCUGCAGUGUGCUUUCAUGCUGCUGCCUGGAGCCUCUUUGAAAUCAUUGUAGCAGCUCAAGAAGUUUAUCCACAAAAUAUUUCACCCAUCUUGACACAAUAGAAAUGAUUUUUUACAUCAUAUAUAUUUGAAGCCUUAUAUGAUAUAAAAUGCAUAUUAUUUAAAAAACAAUCUACACUUAAAGGAAUUACUUCUGUUAUAAGUGGUACUCAUGACUACUUAGUUAAUACACAUUAGAUUCCUCCUAAUAUAAAAUAGAACAGUGUGGUUUAUUUCAUUUCAGUCCGAUGCCAGAGCUGAAGAGAUUAAAUUUAGAAAAGUUUAUCUAUCUCAGUAAUCACUGACCUUGAAACACAAGUCCCAUCUGAGUCUGCAGAAACCAGCAGAGCUCUGCUGAGGAAGGAGUCCCAGAGGCCCUGGGAUUCUCCUGAGGCAAUGAAAGUAUAGUUGUAAACAAGGAAAUGUGAACUUCUCUUGUGGGAAAAGUCUAAGACAAUUAGCUUUACUGAAGAGAAAAUGGUUUAAAAUGAGGCUGAAUAAUUGGUAAUAGUUUAAAUGUACAUGCAUGUGCAUAUAUGCUUUUGGGAAACAUGUGCCAAUACAUUAUUGCACCUGAAGAUUUCCUUGUGGACGGGUGAGUAUCCACAUUGAACAUUCAGGGCAUGACUAUUUAUAUACAGCUAAAUAUUAUAUAUAUAUUUUUAUUUUUUAAUGUACAAAUAUCCAGUACCUAUAGAGUUGAUGUCCCUGGAUAAGUCAUUUAACCAUAACUAGUGGAAUAAAUGUGAUGCACUCAAGUAGAAUUUUACUUUUAUUACAGCCAUGCCUUGAUUAUGCACUCUGAAUUUGUUUGAUAUUUGGAUAGUGUCAAAUAUCCAUUAUAUCAGUAUAUCAGGACUUUUGCCAACUCUAACUAUACAAUUGCUGAAAUAGUUUUCUAAAAUAGAAAUCGUAUCAUAAACCCAGUACAGCAACAGUAGCCUGAACCCUAUAUUCUAGAAUCUAGUAAAUUUAUUUAUAAUAGCUUAUAAGGAAAAGUUUUCUUUAAAAGAGCAAAUUGGGUAUUAACACAAAUUUAGAAAAUGAUGCAAAUUAGCAAUAAAAUAUGUUAGUGUAGCAUUAUAGACUGUGGCCAGAUACUAACUGCUUUGACCGUAGUAUCCCAAUGACAAUAAAAGAUGAUCUUUGUUUUAAAGAUUCAUUUAAAUUUGUCCUUAUUUUUAUAGAUAACAGUAGGUGUCAUGAUUCAGUGACUGGGCUGACUUUUAAGGUGGAUAGCCAUGGAGUUAGGUACGAUUAUUUUAAAUUGGUAAACACUGAACAUAAAAGUUUUGAAAAUUGUUUAAAAUAAUGGUCUACUUAACACUGUACUUUUAUGACUUCUGAAACAACACUCCAUUUUCCAGAAGUCAGAGACUAGGAAGCCAAUAAUUUUGUAGUAAUGAUCUUUAUACUAAAGAUGGAAAAGCAAUCAUGAAGUUUUAUGUAUAUAGAUAGCAAGUGUUCGAGUCACCAUAUAUAUAAUAUAUAUAUAUAUAUGUGUAUAUAUAUAUAUAUAGCUGUGUGUAUAAUACAUAAAAUUCUCCCCAGAUACAUGAAUAAUAAAACUAAAUAUGUUCUCCCAUGUAAUUAUAGCUAGUGCUCUUACAUUUUAAUUACUCCCAAAUUCUUAGACAUUAUGAAACUUUUUUCACAUUGUUUUCAAAGGUUCUGGUUUUACCUUGAGGCCGAUACUAAUCCUCUUUUUGAAAAAUAUAUUUGGAAUUAAGUUCGGAAAAUUAUUAUUUCAACUUAGUUUCCUUAGGGAGAAAGGACAGAGUCCUAGAUGGAAGCCUCUGGAGAAAUACUUAUUUAAAACUUCGAAUGAAUUUGUGAUAUGGUUCAGGCUUAGAGAUUAUGGUACCUGCUUCCCUCUUGUUCUAUUGGAUCUGCUGUGAGAAUUCAUGUAAUAACAUCUGUAAUGUAUUUGGAGUUCUUGGGAGAAAUUUAGUAUUUUAAAUAAUAGGAUUAUUGUAUAUAUUACAAGUUAAUAUUAUUCACAAACUUUUAAGAAUACAACUGACUAAUAAUUCAUCAUACCAGUUUUUAUGUAUACAUUGUGUAUCUGAAAAAGAUAACAGUUCUGUAUUUUUUAAGGUAAGAUUAUUUUUUAAUUGCAUUUUUGUUAGCUUCAAGUUUUAUUCAUUUUAAAAUAUUUCCCAUAAUUUAUCAUAUUCCUUUGUGUGUUUCUGAAAUGAUUUAGUGCACAGAAUCAAAAAUGAGUCCUUAAUACACUAAAAAGUGAAGGAAUGAUGUUAUCUCAUUUCUGAGGUAAGAACUUAAAACCGUGGUUUGCACCAUUUUGGCAAUACACUGCACUUUCUUUAAAAUAGUCUCUUUUUUGGUAAAAAUAGAGCUGAUGUACUUCUACUGGCUGAGAUCCUAAUUCUGACUCCUAACCAUCUUACCUUUGAUAAAAUAUAUAUCCUCCUUUACUUUUAAUAUUCCACUCGUUAAAAAAGGCUAACUUAAUAUUUCUCUUCACCUUAAAUUACAAGAAAUAAUUUGUAACUCUGAUGUGGUAAAUGCUAAAUUGGAAAAUCCUUAUUAGGCUACUUUAUGUUUAUUAUAUGUAUUCACUUGCCUUGAGGUUGCUUAUCUUUUAGUUCUUUCAAAGUGUAUCUCUUUUGGAAGUAACAUAGUGAAUGGUGCACACCAUUCAGAAAUUCUACCUUGGGUUUUAAAACAGCCCUGAGGAUGUAGUUCAGCCCUGAAGAGGUUCUGUUCUCUUAGUGGCCUGGUUAGAAAGUCCAUUAUAGUUUAGAAUCCUAAGUCCAAACCCUUAGCAAAUCCUUGCUGCCAAUCAGACCACUCAUGAGUCAAGCAAAAUAUAAGUAAGCAAUUCAGUACUUUAUUACAUCUGAAGACACUCUGAUCUUUGCCCCUUGAAGCUGUCCUACCUUUGUUCCUAGGCCUGAAGUUGAUUACUGCAGCCCUGUUGUUUAACUCAUAGUAUUAAGUUUAAAAGGCAUCUGUUUGUUUGAAAGGAAAAACCUUCAGUCAGGUCUGGUUAGGGAAUCUCGAAUCCAACAUGAAUGCAUUUUAGUUUUGUUCUCUAAUUGCUUCGUGACUGUUGGCUGAUAACGCAGUGCUGUGAUAAAUCUAACUUUCCUCUACACACCAAAGUCGGUAAGAAGCUUUUUUUUUUCCUACUGACUUUUUACCGUUUCCUAAUCUCUAGCACAAACUGAAUGAACACAUCUACAGUUACUGUAAAUGCUACUCACAACUUGGCAGAUUAAAUGACUCAGUGCUUGUAAACCUGUCUUAAGUCCUACUGAACAGGUAUUGCAGCUACCACAGAGCAGAAGCCAAAAGUCUUAUUUUAAAAUAAGUAGGAAAUAGAGGUCUUUAUUGCAUUUCAGAAACAGCAAGCUAGGGGUUAGAAACACAAAUACAGCACGCUGUGCCUGAAAUUUGACUCUUCUCACAUCAGUCAAGGUGACCUGGGAGCUUGGAAGAAGAGGGGAAAAGCAUAGCAUCAGAAACUCCUGCUAUAAAUUACCAACACUAAACCAGAAGUCAUCAGUUAAAAUACGUGGUUCUCAUCUUACUCUUAAAUAGGAGAGUCAGGCAGUGGUAUGAGUAACCUUGCUUCGAAGACAGGUGGUUCUGGUAAACAUGGUGCAACAGACAAAUGCUUUAGUCUUCAGGUAGAACCUGAUUUGACGAAUAGCUUAUCUCCAUCUGUAAUAGAUACACAAUAUAAGUAUUUCUUUUGUGUGUCCUCUUUAAAAAAGAAUGCUGACUCCUCUUUUUUCAGUGACAUUGACUUUUAAGAAAGUGGUAUCUUGUAUUUUGCUAUAGAAGAAUGAGCACUGGGAUUCAGCAACUGGUGUAAUUUCCACAUGGUAUGUUAUCUCUGUUAGAGCCCUUGAUGAGUAUUUGAUGUGAAGACUUUGGGGGAUUUUUUUCCAUCUCAUUUUGGUGUAUCUUUAUUUUGAACACAUGCAUGCUCUUUUUAACCUCUAGUCUUUGAAAUGAUUGUAGAAGAGAAAUUUUUUUUUUUAAUGGAGGGCAUCUUCUAAGAAUGCUUCUUAGCAACCUAAAAAAUCAAAGCUGAACAAAAACUACUAAAGUAAGUUUCUGGUGAAAAAGUUUAAAAAUAAAAUUAAUUGCUGCUGCUUUCCAAGUAAUUGUAAUACUGGUUCCUGUGUAAAAAAAAAUUAUUGCUGUCCUUGUAUAAAUAAAAUUUUCCUGCAGUACAAUUAAGUAUUGAUUUCUCAGAAACUAUCCCCAUAAAUUUUUUCACAUAUUUCCAUAUGUUGUCCAAAACAAAAAUUAUGGAAAUGUCUAAUCUGUGAGAUUGCAUACUCCUGGUAAAAUAUUUUUGUAUAUAUAAAGAAAUAAAUAUUUAAUAUUGGAAAAA
This is a messenger RNA of Vicugna pacos (alpaca), 8195 nucleotides long. The record is from RefSeq and is a predicted model, not a curated record. Lineage: Eukaryota; Metazoa; Chordata; Mammalia; Artiodactyla; Camelidae.